AUGAAGUUUUAGGUUAUGAUGCUGAAAAUUUCUAAAUAAUAUUUAAAUUCAAUAAGUAAAUUAGUUUCUUUUGAAUUUUAAAAAUCUUCUUAAGUUAAAUUUGUUGGAGAUAAGGAUAUUUAAUAAACCGAAACAUUAUUUGAUGAAGCAGAACAAGGUUUAUAAUAUAUUUAUUAAGAACUUCAUCACCAAUCGAUUCGUGAGAAAACACAUAAACAACUUAUUGUAAGUACAGAAAAUAAACUUAGUAUUUGUUCUUUUAUUAAAAUCAUUGUAUUAAUUUGCGUUUUUGGUGUUUAAUUAUAUGCAAUUUUAAGUUGGUUUAAAGAUGGAAAUUAUAAACCCGUAGUUUAAGUAAAAAAUUGA
This is a messenger RNA of Ichthyophthirius multifiliis, 366 nucleotides long. RefSeq lists its product as hypothetical. The record is from RefSeq and is a predicted model, not a curated record. NCBI's taxonomy places the organism in Eukaryota, Ciliophora, Oligohymenophorea, Hymenostomatida. The transcript is spliced from 4 exons.